Auxenochlorella protothecoides is the source of this 1254-nucleotide messenger RNA. RefSeq names its product Acyl-CoA-binding domain-containing protein 5. The transcript has 7 exons. The coding region runs from base 1 to 1254 and encodes 417 amino acids. Gene Ontology annotation, molecular function: fatty-acyl-CoA binding; protein binding. NCBI's taxonomy places the organism in Eukaryota, Viridiplantae, Chlorophyta, Trebouxiophyceae, Chlorellales, Chlorellaceae. The record is from RefSeq and is a predicted model, not a curated record.
AUGGCGUACCCAGAACGGUUCACGGUCGCGGCCAGCCACAUCCAGCCGACACUAGAAGACUCGGCAACCAUCUCCAACGAAAUCAAGCUGGCCCUAUACGCCCUGCACCAGCAAGCCACCGUGGGCCCCUGCAACCAGCCCAAGCCGUGGGGCUGGAACGCGGCCAGCAACGCUAAGUGGCAGGCCUGGAAGGAGCUGGGCGAGCUGAGCGCCAUGGAGGCCAUGCGCCUGUACGUCCGCACGCUGGACGAGGAGGUGCCGGGCUGGGUGGAGGGCAUUGAGCGCGAGGCGCGGCCCCGACCCAACGGCACAGCCGAGCACGGGGCGCAGGGGCCCGCCGACAAGGGUGCGGAGGUGGACGAGAAGGAGGCCGUCGGCGCGGGUGCUUCCACCGCGGCGUCGCUGCCGCCUGCGCCGGCCGCCCCCGCGCCGCCCGCGCACAAGCCGCGCUCCGUGGCGGAGGUGGUGGUGGAGGGCAGCUGGGUAUCGCCGUUCAUCGCCGCGCCGCGCAAGCCCGCGCCGCGCUAUGAGCACGCUGUGGCGCUGCUGGGGCCCCGCGCCUACGUCCUGGGCGGGUCCUACUCCGGCCGCUACCUAGGCGACACCUGCCUGCUGGGCACCGGCCUGUACGUGUUUGGCGGAGAGGACGCACACCGCCGCGCGCUGGCCGACCUCCUCGUCCUGGACCUGCCCUCCAUGACAUGGACCGCACCCCUGACCACGGGCAAGGCGCCGGCGCCACGCACCGCACAUGUGGCGACGGUGUGGCGGGAGCGGUACCUGGUGAUCUUCGGCGGCGGGUCGGUGGCGCACUGCUUCGACGACGUGCAUGUGCUAGACACCGCCACCCUGGAAUGGAGCCAGCCGGAGGUGGAGGGGCCCGUGCCGCCACCCCGCGCAGGCCACGCGGCGGCGGUGCUGGGCAGCACGUGGUACAUCGUGGGCGGCGGCAACAACGCCGCCGGCUGCGCCGACAUGUACGCGCUGGACCUGGGGGUCCUGGGGCGGGGCGAGCCGCUGGUCCUGCUGUCGGUGCCCAUGGCGGGCUGCCUGGUGUCCUUUGGCGGCUACAACGGAAAGUACCACAACUCGGUGCACGUCUACCGCCCGGAGGGCUACGUCCUGGUGAAGGCGGCCUCGGCGGAGGCGCGGGGCGCGGAGCGCGGCGCGCUGCCAGCGGGGGAGGGUGCGUGGCUGCUCGGCUGCGCGAUGUGCCCAUGGGGCUGCCUUGUGACACCCGUGGGGAUGGCGUGA